Messenger RNA from Xenopus laevis (African clawed frog), 1488 nucleotides. RefSeq names its product chromaffin granule amine transporter. Lineage: Eukaryota; Metazoa; Chordata; Amphibia; Anura; Pipidae. The transcript is spliced from 13 exons. The coding region runs from base 1 to 1488 and encodes 495 amino acids. The record is from RefSeq and is a predicted model, not a curated record.
AUGGAGCAUAUAAGGAAAGCACAGAUGGAUGCUCAAAAGGUGUAUAAUAUGGUUGAUUGUGGCCCAUGUAGAAGACUGAAGGAGAGACAUCACUCGUGCCUGAAGCUUUUGGUGGUUUUUGUGGCUUUGCUGUUGGACAACAUUUUUGCGGCAGUUGUAGUUUCAGUUAUACCGAAAAUGCUUCAUGAGGCCACACUUCACACCAGAAUUGCUGCUGCUGAUAUGAACUCCAUUUCUGGGUCACCGCCAGUUUCUGUUGCGCUUCUGAACCUUGGAGGAGCAGAGAACAUCACCUACUUUAACAGAAGCUCAUAUCAGGAGAAGAUCCAGAACAAGACAGAAGGUUGCGACAAAAAUACAACCAACUCACAAACAGAGAAUGAAGGAGGUGAUCUGCUCCUCUCAGUCAAAGCCCUUCUGCAGCUCUUGAUGAACCCAUUAGUGGGUGUGAUGAUUGAAAAGACUGGAUAUGAUCCCCCUAUAUUUUGUGGAGUUAUCAUCUCUUUUCUGUCUACUCUCACAUUUGCUUUCACGUGCUCUCAGCCAUCUCUCAUUUUUGCUGGAGCAGUGCAGGGCCUGGGAUCAUCCUUCUCUUCUGUUGCAGGUAUGGGCUUGGUGGCAACUGAAUAUACAGAUGACAGUAAAAGAGGACAGGUUAUGGGAAUAGCAGUUGGAGGUAUUGCUUUGGGGCAACUUGUUGGACGUCCCCUUGGUUCUUUCAUGUAUGAGUCUGUUGGAAAAAUAUCUCCUUUUCUAGUUCUUGCAACUUUGAUUGUUCUGGAGGGAGGUACUCUCUGUGUAACUAGCUUGGUUAUUGGUGUAUUGGAAUCUUCUAUUCCCAUCUGGAUGAGGAAAACAAUGUGUGCUACCAACAGGCAAAUUGGUUUGUCUUUCUUGCCACAAAGUGUUGCUUACCUCUUAUGCUCAAUCCUUUCUGGAUUCCUGGGAAAAAAGUUGGGGAGGUGUCGCUGCAGUCUUCUUGGAAUGGUCUUAAUGGGAAUCAGCCUGAUGUGUACGCCACUUGCUACCGACAUUUAUGGACUGAUCGGACCCCGUAUUCUUCUAGGCAUAUCUCUUGGAAUUUUGGUCUCGCCUGUGAUGCCUAUCAUUGGACAUCUAGUUGACAUACGCCACACUUCUGCUUAUGGUGCAGUGUAUGCUAUUGCUGAUAUGGCUGUCUCUCUAGGAAAUGCAAUGAGUCAUCCUAUUGCUGAGGCUCUUGUUCAGAAGAUUGGCUUUCCUUGGCUCAUGGUCAUCUUUGGUGGUCUAAGCCUACUUUGCUCACCACUCUGCAUAUUACUGUGCAAGCCACCAACCAAGGAAGAAAAGAGGGCUAUCCUCAAGCUAGAGUGCUCAGUACAGACGAAAUCCUCCUUCUCUCUGAACCAAUUCGACUCUCAGACAACAGUUACCAAAAUAUUUUUGUUUCCUGCAAGAAAAAAAGACAAACCCGCAGUCUCUGGAGAAGUCACUUCCAGCAUUCAAUAA